Molecule: messenger RNA, 1062 nt
Organism: Thunnus maccoyii (southern bluefin tuna)
Lineage: Eukaryota; Metazoa; Chordata; Actinopteri; Scombriformes; Scombridae
Gene: xaf1
Product: XIAP associated factor 1
Exons: 7
Coding region: 104-907 (267 amino acids)
Molecular function (GO): zinc ion binding
Source: RefSeq, a predicted model, not a curated record
UGGAACAGAUAUUUUCAGUUUCUGUUUUGGUGAACUGACAGAAAGUGUCAGAUCAGAAACUCCAGAAUCAUCCUCCGCUGUCAUUUUUCAAGGAUUUCUGUCGAUGGAUAAUAAGGAAGCAACGCGUACCUGCGGCCAGUGCCACAAGGAGGUAGCAGAGGCCAACUUCGCUUUGCAUGAAACGCACUGCAGCCGCUUCUUAUGCAUCUGUCCUGACUGUGAUGAAGCAGUUCCCAGAGAUCAACUUGACCAACACAGAGAGGAGCAGCACACCCAGGUAAAAUGCUCCAAGUGCAACCAGAAGAUGGAACGUUGUCACCUAAUGGAUCAUGAGUCUGAUGAGUGUGUGGAGCGUCUGCAGAGUUGUCAGUACUGCGAGCUGGAGCUGCCAUGGAAGGAGCUGGCUGGCCACAGCGUGGUCUGUGGGAGUCGCACUGAGCUGUGCAGGGACUGCAACCGCUACGUCACCCUGAAGGACCAGGCUGAGCACAGAUUAACCUGCUCAGACGCUGACAGUGGCUCAGGUCCUCCUCAAACUGCCAGCAGUUCACCAGACAAGACGAAAAUAACAGUGAAUUGUAGCAGUUGUAUGGCCUCAUUCCCAGCUGAAGACAUAGAGGAACAUGAGCUGGAGUGUUUUACAUCAUCCAGGUGGGAUUAUGAAGAGGCUGAGCCAAAGGAGGAAGAGACAGAGGAUGAGGAUGAUUUCUCCAGGCAAGGGGCCGCUUCUCAGCUAAGCAGCACAUAUAAGGCAACCUCUCUGUCAUUCAGACCCAGCAAUGGGCCCAUGCAUGAUGGAAGUGACCCACACCAGAUCUCCACUUGCCCCCACUGUCAUCUGGCCCUGCCCCUCAUUACACUACGUUGGCAUAAGGCGAAGUGCCAAAUCUACAUUCACUUGAAAUGACAAAGAGCUCUUCAGAAUGGAUAAACUGCUUCACAGGUCUUUGAUCAAUGUGUCAUGAACAUGGGAUGGAAGACAAGUAUUUGGGAUGUUGAAAUGUAAUUUUAUUGGCCAACAUUAGAAAUUUAAUUUGAUGUGUAAAUAAAGGUUUACGUACA